Molecule: messenger RNA, 759 nt
Organism: Acanthoscelides obtectus
Lineage: Eukaryota; Metazoa; Arthropoda; Insecta; Coleoptera; Chrysomelidae
Source: the annotation of a GenBank genome assembly
AUGAAUCCGUACAGGGGACUAUUUAUAGUUGCCCUUGUGGCUUCGGCUGCGCUGAUCUUGGUUUCGGAGGCAAGAGAAAUAACCAGGAGAGAAGCAGCUGACGACCUCGUUGCUGCCGCGUCCGAUAAAGGUCACGGACACCAUUGGAAAAAAGGCGGAGGCAAAGAACACCAUACCGAACACCACAGCAGCCAUGGCGAAAAAGGAGACAAGGGAUACAAAGGCCACCAUCACCACGAGAAAGGCGAAAAGGGGCAUCACGACAAAGAGGGACACAAAAAACAUUACGAAGAACAAGGCGGACACAAAAAACAACAUCACCACGACGACGGAUACCACCACGAACACCACAAAGGCGAAAAAGGCGAGAAAGGUCACAAAUACGGCGAAAAAGGCAGCUACAAGAAGGGACACAGUACAAAAGGAGGUCACGACGUGCACAAGCUCGACGAAUACAAAAAAGAAAAACACUUCUACGACGAGGACCACGACAGCGGACACCACGAAAAGCGCGGCGGAUUCCACCACGAGAGCGGAUACAAGAAAGGCGGACACAAGAAGGGCGGACACCACCACGGCGGUCACCAUGAGUCCCACCAUGGCAAGAAGGGACACCACGAGAAAGGGGGACACCACCAUCACGAGAAAGGACACAAGAAAGCUGGCGGACAUGAAAGCCAUCAUCACCAUGAUGCGAAACAUGGCAAGAAAGGUGGACACGAAGGACACAAAAAGUGGGGGUUCAAAAAAGGACAUUAA